AUGACCGCCACCUCCUCCGCCGACGGCCACGAGCUCCUGCCGCGCACGGCUGCGGACUUCCGCAAGCAGAAAUACUGGGACGCGUUCUUCGAGAAGAGAGGCGAAGAGGCGUUCGAGUGGUACGGAGACUACGCGUGUCUCCGUCCUGCUGUGCACGCGUUGCUGGGGCUGCCGACUGAGGCGCCGACGUCACUGCUGCGCCGCUUGAAAGCCCAACUUCGUGUACUGGUCAUUGGCUGUGGCAAUUCGGCGCUGAGUGGCGAUCUAGCGGCUGAUGGCUUUACGACUCUGCUGAGCGUGGACUUUAGCGAGCGCGUGAUUGACGAGAUGAAGCGGAAACAUCCGGCGCUGCAGUGGCAAGUGAUGGACAUGACGGCCAUGCGGACGCUGGCGGACAAUAGCUUUGACCUUGUUGUGGACAAAGGAGCACUGGAUGCACUGAUGGCCGAAGACACUGCAGCUGUAAAGGAAGACGCCUGGAAGAUGCUGCGUGAAGUGCGGCGCGUGCUGGCCCCUGGUGGACGCUACUGCUGCGUGACGAUGGCCCAGGACUUUAUUUUGCAGCACUUGCUCGGAUUCUUUGUCAGUAGAGAGAAAGAGGAGGCAUCGUUCUGGAGCAUGAGCGUGCAGGAGCUCCAGCGCGAGAGGCGGAAGCCUUUUGUUCCGUUUCUUGUGGCGGCGCUCAAGUGCCGGAAAGCAGACGACAAAGCGCACGCAAAGGUCCGGUAUAACGCAAAGCAGUUUGUUAGUGGUAAUGGUGACUCGAGACUGCGCUGGUUGACGCACGAAGUGGAAGCGACGCAGUGGUUUGUGAUGACGCAAGCGGCAUUGCGUCAAUUGAAAGUCGGCCGACAGGAAGUGAUUGAGCUCAUUGCAAAUGACGAGACGUCCGUGGCGAGCCAGAGCGGUAGUCAGCCUGGAAUCAUAGAUGGACAGGUGAACCCUAGGUUUACCUUGCGUCUCGUGGACACGAGUCUGCACGGACCCAAUGGCAGUUGUGCCGUUUUUCUCAUUCCCCAAGGUCGUGAGCACGAGUGGAUGUUUUCAACCGAAGAGGGAGCGAGUGAACUCGCAGCGGGGGCUGGAUUCAGCCGUUUGAUCCUCGUCGCGUUUGGUCGUGGCGGCCACGCUUUUGAGAGCACUGCGAAGGUGCAGGAGGAGUUAAACGCGAAGAUCAUGGAACUGGCCCCUGACACGCUCGGCGCCGGUGAGAAGAUUCCGUAUUUGACGGUGGAGGAAGGUCUCGGUGCGCGUAAUAUUGUGCAUCGAAGCACGUCGUCGCUCAGCGGUGCUUUCUUUGUGGAGGAUGUGAAAGAGGACGGCGAGCUGCUUCGCCGCUUGGUGUUUCUUAGCAACACUAAUGUCAUCCAGAGUGAAGUUAAGCUGCAGAGCCGCAGCACUGCCAAUUCCACACCUCCCGCUUCUGUGCCCGUUGAAACCGACGUGCAAGUCGGAACUACCAACACGAUAUCUGGAGAUGCCACGACCGAUGCGAGAAAGAAGAAGAAAAACAAGAAGCAGAAGAAUCGGAAAAAGGAUCAGAAGGCUACGGCAAAGCACGCGAUCGUGGACACUGCCUACUUGGCUUUCGGUUAUCACAAGGGUAUGAUUGCGGCGCUUCAUGCAGCGUCAUUAUCUGCUAAUACGGAAGCUGACAUGCUGCACCGCACAUUGGUGCUUGGCCUCGGCGGCGGCUGUCUGGCACAGUACCUCCACGAUAACAUUGCUGGCAUGGACGUGACGGUGUGCGAGAUCGAUCCCGUCAUCGUAACGGUCGCUGAGCAAUACUUCGGCUUUCACCAGGAUGAACGGAUGCGUGUGGUGGUAGCCGAUGCGCUCGAGUAUAUUGCGGAGCAAUCUGCAGCAGCCCAGAGACCUAGCUUCGACUCUAUCAUCGUGGACGUGGAUGCGAAGCAGCGCGAUGUCGGCAUGAGUUGCCCACCUGUUAGCUUUGUUGAAGUCGCGCUACUACAACAAGUGCACAGCCUACUGAGUGCUCAUGGAGUGCUGCUUAUCAACGUUUCCUGCCGCGACAGCAAUUUGUACAAGGAAAUCAUCGCGCGACUCGAGCGGGUGUUUACCGACUCGCGUGUGGUAUUCGCCAUGAGACCGGGUGAGCAGGACGUUAACAGUGUCGUGUUCGUCCGCAAAACAGAUGCAAAGGGACCGGACGCCAAGACGCUGUUGCAGCAGCUGCACGGCCAUGGUCGACGUUGUGGCAAGGCUCAGAAUACACCUUGUUACGUCGAUGACGAGCUGUGCGAGCUCAUUCGCGACAUCGAAAUUGCCAAGUAA
Messenger RNA from Hyaloperonospora brassicae, 2295 nucleotides. The record is from the annotation of a GenBank genome assembly. NCBI's taxonomy places the organism in Eukaryota, Oomycota, Peronosporomycetes, Peronosporales, Peronosporaceae.